ACCGGCGAUGAAGGAAGACAUGGAGAAGAUGGUGGCAGUAGGGCUCGUAUGGGGAGCCACCAAUGCUCUGAUCCGCCGCGGUGCUCUCGCCUGGGAUAAUAGAAAGUCUUCUUUGACAACAGAGUCUCCUCCUCCUCUUCAGAUCCGCCGCAAAAUCAUGAUUGCUCUCCGUGAUUGGAUCAAUCUCCUCCUCUUCUGGCAAUACUCAAUUCCUUUCCUCAUCAACCUCUCCGCCUCCGCCACAUUCUUCGCCCUUCUCAGUCACGCUCCUAUCUCUCUUGCCGUUCCCGUCACCAACGCCACAACUUUUGCCGCAACCGCCGCUUUUGGGAUCCUUUUAGGGGAAGAAACUCAAAUCGGACUUGCUUUGUUAGGUACGAGCUUUAUUGUAUUUGGAAUUUGGCUUUGUGUUCUGUGAAAUUGGAAUUUUGUAAAACCGUGACUCUGUUUUUGUCAGAUCUAUUUUGCCAGAGAAUUGGCUCAUUCUUGUUCUAGACGAAAAAGCUAAUAACGAAAACCUAAAUUA
Molecule: messenger RNA, 526 nt
Organism: Arabidopsis arenosa
Lineage: Eukaryota; Viridiplantae; Streptophyta; Magnoliopsida; Brassicales; Brassicaceae
Source: the annotation of a GenBank genome assembly